Messenger RNA from Cynara cardunculus var. scolymus (artichoke), 1250 nucleotides. Its product is annotated as SKI family transcriptional corepressor 2-like. The transcript has a single exon. Bases 37 to 711 code for a protein of 224 amino acids. The record is from RefSeq and is a predicted model, not a curated record. NCBI's taxonomy places the organism in Eukaryota, Viridiplantae, Streptophyta, Magnoliopsida, Asterales, Asteraceae.
UACCUACCUAUGUCUCAUUCAGAUUAAUCAUCAAGUAUGCAGACAAGAUUAAUACUAGUUUCUAAGCUCAAUAGGAUCUUCUUCCCAACAUCCAAAUAUCAAACAGCCUUUUCCUCAGCUGCUUCUCAUGGCGGAGAUCCUCAAAUGGAAGAUGCCAUGACUCAAGGGGUUGACACGGAGGGUGAAACUAACCCACAUCAUCAUCAUCAUCAUCAUCAUCAUCAUCAUCAUGAUCAAGAAUUUCCCACCAAAGAUGAGAAUCUUUACAUGCAUCCUAAGACGGUACCGCCAAACUUGUCAUCCUCCAAGCUAGAGACCCCGGGUGUGAACAAGCCAUUUGAUCCCCACCACCAGCAAAAGCGUACCAAGGAGGAGUUAAGCUGCGCGGGGCUGGAUGGUUCACCAUGGCCGGCGGAUCAUGACCAGACUGAAGAUGAUGACGAUAAACACUACUUUGAGCACCACAAAGCUUCUCCAUUAUCUGAAAUUGAGAUUCUUGAUUCUAGGAAACCUCUUGCWAGAGUCACCGAUGGGACGGCGGGUGGUUAUUUUGGUGAUCAACAGGUGAUAACGUGGAGACCUGAGCAACUUGAUACUGCGGAGGAGUCUCUAMUGAGAGCCACAGAGAUGUUUAGAGAUGCGGCUAGGAGGGGAGUUCCGGAGUGGCCUCAUUCUAGGAGAUUGAGACAACUUCGAGGAGAGGAUUGGUGAUCAUAUAAUCUUUUCGUCUUGUUAAUGUUUAAUAAUAUGCAUGUUUACUGUAACACCCCAUUCCGAAGGAAGGGAGGUUGCUUCAAAACGUAACGGAGCGGUUCUAUAAAACUUUCAAAAUAUAGUCUCUAAUACAAAAAAAUAAAAUAAAAUCUUCCAAUAACGAAAUUGAAUAUAUCUUCAAAUAAAGAAAUAAAGGUCUCCCAAAAACCACUUCCAGGAUCCUCCAACAACCGAGGAAAAUCCAAAAAUAACCAAAGAAAUCUAAUCUAAUAGCCAAAAGAAAGAAAAAAAAAAUUCUAAAAAGUGAAAUAACAUAGCUCUAAACCUCUUGAAACCUAUGCAAUCAAGAUCCUGGUCUACUCUCUGUCACAAGACCUAGCCGCCCUUGAUUACCUGCCGUGAGGAAUAGAAGAAAACACGGCCGAGCCAAAUGUCCAGUGAACUGAUAAAUAAUUACAGUAAAAUGAUAAUACAAACAUGUCAAAAUUGAUCUCAAGACAUCGAACCAAACGAAUACCCAAAAUCUUAGAAAAUCA